GGGGGAGACGACAGGAAAUCUUGACUGGGAUGUAAUGGAGUAGGACCACUGGAAGCUCGGGCGAGAGGGGGGGAGACACAUUUCUAUUUUAUAAUGUUACCGUGAAAAUGUUGUGAUUUGAUAAGCGUGCGCCAUGAAUCUGUCGUUCGAGGAAAAUCGGGAAUUAAGCUAACAUUCCAGGUGAGUGCUCUUUUAUUCAAAUCCAGGUGGAAAGUGUCGCUACCACAGCUCGCCUCCUGGCAACGGGCACACGCGGGUCCUCCUCCCGGGGACAUCUCACUCCGGUAUCCGUUCUUCUUCGCCUCUGUCCCCGAAGGCUGGCUAGCAAACCCACGUCGUGUCUGGCCUGGCAGACAGUGAGCACCUUUUCGAGCGUGAAUGCCGAAUUUUUCCAGCGCACCGAAAGCGGAUUAUUCACGAUGUUUUCAGCGUGGUGUAAAACCCGCGGAGAAAUAUUGGUUUUUACCCCAUUAUACUGGAGGACCGCCCGUGCUUGGUGAAAAUGAAAAAAGGAUACACUGCCGCAUGCAUGUUGUGCAUUCUUCGGGAGUACUACACCGCUGGUAUUGUAUUUGCUUUAUCAGAAAUGUUUGUGAUAUGAUUUAUAAACGCGUAGGGAGAUUAUAGGCCUCGGCUGGUGAUUGUGUCGGCCAGCCCUAUCAUCUGCCGAGCGAUUUAAUUGUUACAUUGUUAACGGAGCUAGCAGAACUUGAAAAUGAACGUUUGCCCAAGGAGGGCCCGCAUUCUUUAUCCACAGACAAAGCCCUCAAAUGAAUCUCAUUUUGUUGUGUGUGUGAGUGAGUGAGUGAGUGUGUGUUUUUAUUUGUGUGCUUGUGGCCGGCCGACGUCGUUGUUCUCACUCUCCGCCGCCGUCCAGUGCCUCCCUCUUCGGGGAAGACUUUGUUUGCGCUGGCCGACGCUCCAUGAAUGCAAGUGCUGAAGUCCUCCCUUCCCCCCCACUUCUCUGGCGAAACAGGAACAACUUCUUUUAGGAAAAAGAAAAAAAGUUCCUGGAGUUUCAAGCGCCAUGGAAUUACUUUGUCCGCCAAGAGUAGUCCAGUGAGGCGCUGAGAUUUCAUAAGGGGGGAAGUCUAAGUCUCUGUAGUUGUUGUGUGCUUUACGUUCAUUUGCAGAGUUUUGAGCUUUGUGGAUGUCGGUGUAUAUUUUAGGACGACUUCCUCGAGUAGGCCCGUUUUUGAGUAACUUGUGUACCAUUGUGCAGUCUUAUUCUGGUGAAGACUAGAGAGCUAAACAUGGCAAAGAAUGUGUUCACUGUUUUAAGGUUUUCCUUUUUUUCAAAACUUGACUUGUUACUGAAAAAAGCCCCAAUCCUGCUGUACAAAGAGUGUUUGGUGAACACCAUGUGAUAAAUGAAGCCUCUACUUUUUACCUUUCAAUUAGUAGUUAUUCUCAAGUAAUUUAUUUCCCACCUUAUUAGAUAAUCAAAAAAUACCAUCUAAUUGAAUCCAUGCUGGUUUUGAUAGUUUGUGCCUUGUUGCUGAUGCUGCUAUCCACAGCUAGUUCUCACCUGGCAGGUAGGGGGUCCAAGUAUACCUGUUAGUUGCAAACCCUGAACUGCAAAUCUCCCUCUUACAGGAGUCUGGUCUCUCCAAUUGCUAGGCAACAAUGCUGUCUGCAUUGAGUGUUUAUCUAUUGCAUAGUCUAAAGGCUGCUUCAUAUUUAUCUAUCCUAUGGCCACUACUUCUGCCCUGUUUUAUUUUAAUUUAAGGAGAAGUGAAAAUGCCCCCACGGCUAUUAUUAUAGAGGGAAAAAAACCUUAACAUUGAGUAUCAUACAGUCUUGAGGUCCCUUAUGUGCACACUGGUCGAUAACUGAAGUCUAAAUGAGUGUCUGGGUUAAAAAGGCCAGUACACACUGUUACUGUAGCCCCUAAUGACCUAAGCUUUGCACUGGUUAUGUGUUUGCAACAUGUGGAUCUUGUUAACAUGAGUGGCUGAGUGCUUUUUCUUGCCGUUUUGCUUGUUUGUGUUUCGCUCGAUGACCAAAGUUCUCCCCCUCUGUUCCAGGUGUGAAUGACUUGUGGCUGUAGGGUGUCGUGAGUGGGCCAGGUUCCUUCACAGCCUCCGUGGCUGACUGGGAGGAGUCAAGUGGAGAGCAGACAUCAGUGCCCAGGGGACCUGAGACCUGGUUCUCCAUAUGAGGCCCUGCUGAAAGGGCAGGGGGGCUUCUGAGGUAACCCAGCUCAAUCCUUAACUCUCUUUUUUUGUCUUUGACACAUCUCAUCACACCGUUUCUCUCAGACAUCUACACAUUCAUAGCUUGCUGCUUGCACGUAUCAAAACUGCUGUCAUCAUUUAUUGCCUUUGUGAGCAUUACUAUGGAAAUGCUGAGAGACAACUACAGUAAGCUAUGACGAUCCAUAAGAGCUGUGUCUAUAAUCACUCCUUGGCUGUGUUCCAAUACUGCCAAACUAUACUACUAUAAUAGAUUUAGAACGUCCCUAUACAUGCAAGUCAAAUCUAGCAUGCCAUAAAUAGGAUGUCCUAUCACUUCCUGUCAUAUAUUGCAACAUGCAACAACUUAAAUUUUACUACCCUGACCCUGCCCCUUUGCAAAGUCGAAGAUAUGCCUCACCGGGCAAACUUGGAGAAUGUGUGUCUCUAAUGCCAUCAGUAUUUUUAUGAUAUUCGAAUUUGGAUCGUGGGCAAAAACAGAUGUAUAAGCAAUUAGGUCAAAGUUCAAGGCUUGAUGUUAUGAUAGCCAGUAUGUCAGACUUGUAUGCAUACCGCAUGCAAAGUAUCUACUUUGUAAAAAGUAGUGGUUUGUGUCAGAUUUAAAAGAAGCUGCCUGAUUCAGAUCGUUUUUAGAGGGUCUGAAUUCUUUUAAGAAGUCAAAUUCUGCCCCUUAUAGCCCCCUACCUAGAUCCACACAUCGUUUAAAAGCAGCAUCCAUGGUGAGGGUGUACCCAUACUGAAGAGUCUGGUUGGGAACAGAAACUAGCUUGGUACAUUGAGGAUAUGGUACAGGACACCUUGAUAACCUUUUACACUUAAAAUAAUAAAGAAAAAAAAAAAACAGGAAAACAGAAUAAUGCAGCGUCUGAAACUGACAUUCGCUUAAUCGAGGCAGACUUGCGUUCGUCUGUCAAAUUUCAGAGUAUACAUUCAAACCAGAAUAGUUUAUAAUUGUCUGACUAUUCUGAGUUUCUUCAGCUUUUUCCUUUGCUUUCUGCAUGACAGAGCUUCACAGGGAUGAGCUGACAAAGACGCACACACACACGCACGUAAAUACCAUACGUCACUGUUUGCUGCACUGGACAUCAGUUACUCUGAUAAAACUGGGUUUCCAGGCUCAGGACUUAAAGACAGGGUCACCGACUCCAGGUCCAUUUUAGUUUAGUUUUUUUUCAGCUCUGCUCAAGGCUUGAUAUGUAUUUUGUUCCUGAGAGAUGACGUGAUCUAUGCUCAGUUAAUGAGUGCAGCCUCUGCUCAUUCUGCUUGUCCCUCUCCUCGCUGUGACAGAAACACUGCGAUGAUCACAGGUAACCGCUGAUCAAGCUCUGAGCAGAAAACGUAUCACAGAAAAUAAGAAUCAAAAUUCACUAAGUCGUGAGGUGAUACGCUGAGAAAUCCUUACAUGAAGGGCUGCACAUGCUGUGCGUAUGGUGUGCUUUCAUUUUCAGGUCAGUGUGGGGACCUUGGAUUUGAAUUACCUUUAGUUCUGCACGUAUUUAGGUUAGUACGCAUGUGCACCACACCGGAAUACAAAUAUGUGCACUUUUACGCCUCUGCUCCUCCACACUUUCUACUAUGAAUCCCACAAAUGCAGAGUAACAUAUUUCACUGAUGCUAAAAUAUGUAAUGUCACACAACACUUGAGAGAAAAUCGUAAAUGUCUGAAAUUCAAGUUACAUAUUUAGUGAGCUGUUUUUCUCUUGAAGGGAUCAGUGAGUGAGAGGUUGUGAUUUAUGAUUCCAUGUCAUAAAUUACCAGCUAAGCAAGUUUUUGUUUUCCCUCAAAUUUGACCUAGAAGUAAGGAAAAAGACGGAGAAUAUGAAAUGCUGCCUUCAUGCCCUUUUAUUUUGUCCGGUAUUUUUAACUUCCGUCAUUUCCUGUUUCUCAAACUUAAGACUAACUUUAGUUUUAUUGUCAAGAAGGCGGCAAACACUGGAAGACACUCUGGUGCCAAAACUUGAUAGCUGAACACUGCUCUGAUGCAGAAUUAGUCACUAUCUCCUCUUUGACAUUUAUCUGUAUUAGUGCUGUGUUGAUUGGUGCAUUGUGAUGAGAGAGGCCUUGAGUCCCCCCCCACCCUCCUCCACAUCCUCUCUUGAUGUUUAGCUGAAAGGGCUGCUCUGCUUUGGACUAUCAGUGCGAUGUUUGGUCGGAUUCUCUGAUCUGCACAUACUGAGGACACGACUCGAUUAGAGCUCUGGUCCUGAGAACACUGUCCACACUGUUUAUUUAUCUGCUAUCUAAUCCGGAGCGUGUUAACCAAAAACCACAGCGAGGUGAAGGACACACGGAAAUGGAUAUUGAUGUGAAGUGGAAAAGGAUUUAUUUUCCCCUCUGUGGAUUGGCUCCUCAUGUUUCCGAGCAUUUGUUUGCUUCAUGGGUUUUCUAAUUAAAACUCGCAAGGCGUGUGUUGUGUAUGACAUGGAGAGAUGACAUAGUGUUGGGGAGGGGGGCGGUUGUCUCAUCAUCUUUGUAGUGGGUAGCAGGAGCUCCCCUCUCUACUUCAUCCAGUUGGUUAGACCCAAGAGUGUCUGCUUUUUUUUUUCUUUAAAUUUUAUUUAUCCUCACUCUUUGGCCUCUGUCUGAUCUGUCAUUUAGCAGAAUGAAGCAUUAUUUACAUUUAGCAGAAAAUGCUUCAGUUUCCCAUUUAUCAACUUCUACUUAAAACUUCCCAGUUAAUUAGGGAUUUAAGUUCGUCUGCCGACUGACUCUUACAAUCGUCAGACAUUCACAGUAUGGUAAUUAUAUAUUAUCCUCGAGAGAGAACUGUGAGGUUUCAAACAUUGUUGGCCCACAGAUUAACACUCAGCCCUCCUAUGAAGGUUACAAAAACGCUGAACUACCGGUGUAAUGUAAGGAAAACUCAAACACUAACACAAAAUUGUCAUUACAGUCUAGCUUCAUGAUUCUGACAACAUCCAAAAUAUGCUAGUUUAUUAAAAAAAGGAACAGAAAUCCCAAUUUUCUCAGAUUUUGAUGGACUUCUUUCCUAGUUUAUUGAUACUUAAAUUUCAUAGAGGACAUUUUUCAUUUAUUGGCUUGUUUAACACAUAAAAAAUAUCUGUAAUAUUCCACAAUAAUGGGCUGAUUUGAACUUUGACUGUGCCAAUUGUCCUGUCUUGCUAUUCAGUAGUCAUCUGAUACAUUUGGUUGGUAUCAGUUCACACAGCAACUAAUUCAAUGAAUGAAGUAUCUGACUAUUUGCCAAACGUCAUCAGUCCACCGCUUUGGUGAAAUUGUGACCACACAGUUCAUCACAAACUCAAUCAGGGUCAGUCUUACAAAUAAGUAAGAGAGGUAGAGAGAAUUUAAUUCAGAAGGAAAGGAAAGGUACUUUUUGAGCCCCGUUACCACGAGUUUAGGAUCAGAUUUAGUAUUUAGAGAAAGGGACAGACACAGGGAGAGAACUCCCGUGAAUCCCUUCACGUAAUCAUUUUUCCUGCUUUCAAGGAGGGCUAGUCAACAAAGUUCAGAUGAUUUUUAUGAUCACUGAAAAUAGAAAACUCAAAGAGAUCAUGAAAAUUGGGAGGUUAUACGCAAAUUUACAAAGUUUACUCAAAGUUCUGAUGGAUGGAAAUUUAUAUGGCGGUGAUAAGGUCAUAAGGGGACUCAGGUGUCCUUCAAGCUCUCAAACCGUCGGUACAAGAAUAAGAGCAUCAGCUGUAUUCCUCAUUUACUCAUUUGACAAAUAUGAACCAGUUAGAAAAAAAAAUGAUUAACUGAAAUAAUACGAGCCAUGAAGCACUAAGGGGAAUAAUGGAAAAGUGUUUUAAGAAAGGUUGCUUCUUGUAUUGUAUUUUACAGCUUGGUGUUUUUUUCUCUGACAGUUUCACAUCUAAAAGUGUUUUUUUUUUUCCUUUUUUGUGCGUAGGAGGUCUCAGUUUUUCUAUGUGGUGGGGUUGUUGCUCGUUCAGGAUCCUCAGGGAAGUGUCUGGCUGAGUCAGAAUGCACCUAUAAUUCUUCUUUCAUGUUCCUCUGCUGUGAUUGACAGUUAUUGUACAGACAGGCUGCCCCUUCUGCCCGGAGGGGAGGGGUCCUCUCCAACAAAGCUGCCCUCAGGUGGAACCUGGGGGCGGCAGUGACCCGCAGUCAACUCAGCUAACCAUGUUUUAAAGCUGCCAGCCAGGCGGAGGUCCUGCUCAUCUAGAAGAUUGACUGUUGUCGCCAGUUAGUGUUGUUUACUGUAGCACUGUGACACAAUUCUUACCUGGAGAGGUUUGGAGUGCAACAUGUAUUUAAUUUUUACUGUAAAUUUACAAGUCAGUUAUACAGACAGAAGCUCUGAACAACGAUGGUCUGUCCCGCAAAACCAGCUUAAGAAAGAUAAUAGUUGAGAUUUUAUCUACUGCGUCAUAUUUGACAAAAAAGUUAAAAGAUCUGUGUUUUCUCGAUAGCCUUAACUUUUAGUUCCCUGUUGCUGACAUUGACAUGAGGGCAGAUAAUUUCACACUUUUUAAGACAUGAUAUGAUUUUCUUUUAUACACACCUGAUGAUAAAGGAUAAGAUGUAGAGAGCAAAAGCUGCUGAGAGGAACUGUUCCUUUAACUCCUUCCUAUGAAACUUGACAGAAACGUGCACGUGGGAUGACGUGUUAUUGAAGUGUUGUUAAUGAAGUCAGUGUUUCCUCGAUUGAUUUCAGUCACAGACUAAAAACAUACAUUUUCAUGCAUCUAUUUUUGUCCUCGUAGUUUUCCCAAAGGAAGUGAAUGACUGAGAUUUCCCUGUUUUUUUAAAUGAACCAUAAAACCUGCUGCAUGUGACUCAAGUCAUAGAGCUUGCUUGUAAUCCAGAAUCAGUUUAAAUCUAAUGGAAUUAGCCAGAAGUAAAGCAUGCAUCAACAGCAUCAAUUCGAACUAAUCAAAAGUUCUUUGACUGCUCACUCUGGGGAAAUAGGGGGGAGCUACUUCAGGGCUAAAUCUGUCCGGUUUUAUGUUGGACUUCUCAUAAAUGAAGCUGUGUGUGUGUCCUCGUAGAUGAGCAGGGCUGAAAAUGUCAACCACUUCAUCUCCUCUCUACAGACCUUUCUGUUUUCAACAACUGUGCACCUAAUUGUUGGUAGGGUUUGGCAUCUUUAUUAAAUCUAAAGUAGUUACAAACCUAAAUUGGCGGUUUAGGACCCGGUCUAGGAGUCUAGAAAUUGAGGAUGCUGUUUUUGCAGAUUUAAGCAUUUUUACAAUCCCAUCGAAUCCUGGUAGAAAGGGAAAACCUCCUAUUCUCAAACUUGAAGCUUAUUUCCACAGUGAUAGGGGUGCUGAGAUCUUAAAAGCUGCUGUAGUUUGAACCAAAUCAUGCGUAUCUAACAUCAAAAUGUGACGAGAUGUUACUAACUCACAAAGAUCACAUUUAUGCAAUGUAACCAGAUUUGCCCCUUAUAAUACAUUAUGUGCAUGUGCAUCCUUGUUGGAGUAUUUCUCACUGAGAAAUACAAUAGAAUAGAACUAAACAUGAUACCUAAAUUUGUGCAUAAAUACACCAGCUGAUAAACUUUCAGACACUGUCACAAAAGAGUUUUGCCAUCCCGGCUCAAAUGCAUCAUGAUUGAUGGAAACCGAAUCAGGAAUUUUCAUCGGUUCCAUUUUUGUAGUUCUUUUGGAAACAAAAACUACAAAUGAUAAAUGGGUUGAUUCGGUGAAUAUUGGAUUUUCUUUAAGAUGCACUACUCCACUUUCUUACUAAUCACCUUGCUGUGUGAAAUACUUAAUUCUGUUUGUUCAAACCCCCCUGACCACACUUAUCAACUCUGACUAACAAAAGCAACUCUAGAGACAAACCUCAUCACACACCUGGUGUCAAAUCACUCCACAGAAAAAGAGUUCCUGCACAUUUUACUUCUGCUUGUUGACUCUCAACAAGAGUAUAAGUUGCUGUCAGCAGCGUGUAGGUUAGCAUUGUGGCAAAAAUGUUAAUUUCUACUUCUAAACACCACAGAUAUUUUAAUGUUGAAUCCGGUUCUGCAAUUCAGACAGCGCUAGAAGUUAAAUUUUAAGGUGUGUCAACUAUGAAGCUCAGAGCUGGAUAAGGACAAAAGUCAACAUUUAUAUUCUUGCAGAACACCAGCUCACCUUGUCGAACUUAACUUUUGAAUGAAAAUGUUGACUUUAAUGUGAAUCAUAACAAAAAACAGGGCUAAUGUUUGGAUGUGAAAUGUUAAGUGUAGUGUUCACUCAACCCGCUACAGGUAGUAGAUAUGAAACCGUUGCCAUGGGACUACUUUUAAAGCUGUGUAAAAAAAACAUUUGAAAUCAAGGAAAUCCUCUUUGAAUCAAUCAAUAUUCAGUGCCAGCGUGUUUGCACCUUAAGUUGGUCAUGUAAAGUAAGUGGCUGGUUAUGCGAAACAGACUUCUUUCCAGGGUGGACGGAUCCCCUGUGAGUUGUAGCUUUUGUAGUUUCAAGUUGAUUGAAGCCUCCACCACUUCUUUUGGCUGACUAAACUAAAACUGUAUGAACUUUUUUCACUCACAUGUCUGCGCUUGUCUGAACCUAAUCGAACUCAAAUAUCCUGUAACAAAAUCCACAUAGUAGAAGUGACUGUUUCGUGAAGUAGGGUGAUAAACAUGAAGGCAUCUCAGGUGAAUCUCAUCAAAGCCAGCCAAAUGAAGUACUGAGGUGUGUUUGGUGUCUGUUGGGAAAAAAUCAUUUCCUUCUUUGUGAGUGUCUUUUUAAAUUACGUAAGCCUUGACCUGCUGAUUGUUUUUGGCAGGGCUUGUUUUGUUUUCACACACCUGUCAAAGUUCAUGUCAUUGUUUUAAGACUGUGAUGUCCAUAAUAGAGCCGCACAUUAGUUUGGAGUCGCUCCUAAACUCAUGUUUGUUUUUGCACAGUGUGGAGUAAUUGAAGCUGCUUGCUUUGCUUGCAUUCGAGGAGAGUGCAUUUGUGUUUGGCACUUCUUAUAUCAUCAGUUUUGCCCACACUGACUGCGAUGAAGACACAGUUAUAUACCUCCAACAUGUCGAGCUAAACAAUUUGAUUCUGGGGUCAUAAUUAUACUAUAUAAAAAAAGAGUGUAACAACAAAGAGAGAGUGCGAACACCGUGCGCUUCUCUUGCCUGGAAAUAAACGCUGAUUAGAGGCAGAGUGGAAGUUCAUUGUGUCUCUUUUAUCAGGAUUAAUUGGCAGAUUACAUUUAAAGCCAAUUUACCUGGUUUUCUUUGGGUGUUACACUGCAUCCCUUAGACAUUUAACCAUGUGGAUGACAGCGGAGGAGGCGCUUCUUGUUAAAGGCGAUUCAUGCUCUUAGCAGAACAGAGGACCAGACAGAAAUGCGCACCAGUAAGCAGACUGGGACUCAUGGGAGCAGAAGAUGCCAUAAACUCGCAGCCCCGUCUUCAGUGAAUCCCAGACAUUAUAAGGACAGCUAAGUGCUGCAGCAUGUGGGCACUUCUAUGUGCAAUGGCAUGAGUAUGCGCACGUACAGUAUAUUGCUCUCUGCCUGUAUAUUUAAUUGGGCAGGUCUUAGCCAGUGUGUUUAAAAUUCCAUGGGAAUGACACAUGAGUUGCAAUCUGGGGUAAUUCAGGGACACAAUCUGGCUCAUAUUCUCUCUCCACUGCUAAUUUAGUCGGAGGAUCCUGCAGCAGAGAAGGCACAUGUAUUGUGUUCUGCUUUAGGUAGAACAUGUUUCUACCUGUUUGUAGUCCUGCCAGGUCAGUACAGAUGCCUGAGCUGUGUCACAUGGUCUGACAGGUUGAGGUGUCACUCUGUUUCUGUUGGGUGCUGAUUGGUAACGCACAAAGAGGAUAUAUGGAGGAAUAUUUUAGAGCAUAUUUGACAUUUAAAUCCUUUCCGCCCUGAUGUUCUUGGAGCGAUAAAUUGAGGUUUCGCACAGCGUGGGUUCGACUGACUCUUGCUUCAAAUGUGGAUAGCUGAUAUUUCUGUGCCGUUUGUUGUGAGGCCCCAAAUCAAGACCUUAACGACAGUCAUGUGCGAGUGUCUUUUACUUGUGGUUACUGCGUAUUAUGUUUGCAAGUUGCAUGCAAGGAGAGCCUUCCACCAGCAAGCACAGGAACGCAAGCCUUCUCUACGCUUUACCACAAUGGUCUGUACGGCCUCUGGAGGGCCUGGCUGUUGGGAUUUCCCACAAUGCUUUUAGCCACAGGGAGACGUCCUCCCAGCAUGAGCAAGGGAGGAAUGUGGCCUGAGUGUGGGAGCGACCGUCGGGAUGGAGGGAGGGAGUCACGGACCAGAGAGCAUGGUCAAGAGAAGGGAGGAAAGAAGGGGUCUACACAGAGGGCAGCAGAGUUUCUUUCAAGCAAAGGGAGUCUCUGCCCAGCGUUUUAUUUGAGCCACAAAACUACUGGAGUUUGGCAUUUGCAUUUUUGUUGUCUGUGCAUGCAUUUAAACACGUAGAGUGUCUCAUACUCACUGCAGUGACUGUUUCAGUGGUUCAGUGAUUUCAGAGCAGUGCUACUGCCUUUGUUCCAAGUUUCAGUGCUUUCAACCACAAGGAAGUGCCCUCUUACUCAUGGGUUCAGAUUUUUUCAUCUUUUGGAAAGCCUUUCUUUUAUCUGGUAUGACUUAAUUUAUGUAAAAGAAUAAAAAAGAGGCCUCCAAAAGUGAGUGAGUGAUCAGGGAACAGUUAAGACUGGAUCAAGAGUACAGUAGACCUCAGCAUACCCUAAAAAGAGAGCUCCUCAGACUGUUAUUUUCUAGGACCUGAGAUACAUGAUGCUAUUAGUCAUGGAGGAGACUAAAUCAGGAACCAUAUUCUGACAUGAUUGUGAAACCGUUCAUAACAUUAUAGCUCCUUUUCUGCUGUUCGAUACGAACAAAAUCAGACUUUCACCAGGAUCCUUUCAUUUAAUCGACCUAUUUGUUAAAUAAAUUCAUAUUCAAACUAGAUUUUGUUGAACCUGAACCAAACCUCCUCGCCCAGCUUUGAGUGCAGCCUUGACUCUUGCUUGAUUUUAUACCUUAGUAGACCUUUUUAAGACCUCUCUGGUGACGCAGACGCCUUUUAGCGUGAGCUACAGCUCCCUCAGGCACGCUCACUUUUGCUGGAUAAAAAGUAUAAAAGUGCGGCAGCUACGUUGGUGUGAAGUUUUAAUGCUAAGCUAAAGAUGGCAGGAUUUGACAUGCUGGAGGGUUGUUGUUAGUCUGCUGCACGUACCACAUUUGUCCUUUUUGUGUGUUUUUCAGUGAUUUGAUUUGUGCUUCUCAUUUUCUGCAUCCUUCUAAUGAUCCUUUGGGUGGCUCAUAUGAAUCCAGUGAAACGUUGUAUAACCACUCUUGUGAAAGAGAUUUGUCUUUUAAGUAUGUUUAAGUUGAAAAGUUUCAAAGAAGCUUGCUUUACUGUCCAGUUUUAAGCAUAAUUGAGCCAAAGUGAGGCUCGAUUUUAUGUGUUUUAUGUAAGCAGUUGAUACUGGCACUCCUCUUAUUCGCCGCCAUGCUGUGUCAUGGCACAUUGUUGCCAGUUACUCAGUCUCUUUGUCUCGUAUUGAGCAGAAAGGUGAGCAUGUGGGUGUAGAAGCCAGACACACCCACUUAGCCAGAGAUGCAGAGACAGACGGAAACAGAUCGACAGAGACGGCAGCGCGGGGUGAAUUGUGUGUGUACGACGGAGAUCACAGCAGGCUUGAGUGCUGAGUGCCAGUCCUGCUGCUGGAGCUGGCCGCCACACAUGGCACCGUGCCCAGACUACGCCAGCAGAUGUGUCACUAGUGAGUCAGCUGUGUGUGUGCGCGCGUGUGUCUGAGACACAGACACCCACCCGCUCUCUGUGUGAAGAGGGCGACUUGUGUAAACCCCCCCCUCCCUCCUGGGGGUAUAUCUGUAUCACCCCCUUACCCAUCCUCCUGCUUUGAUUGCGGCUUCCAUCACUGUGACGGACACAGAGAGGCUUCUGUCACCCUGACAUGAUAUGAGGAAAUGUGACAUUACACACAUGUCGCCUCCCUGGGGAUGGAGGAGCAACGUCUGCUGACCACAGGAGAGGAUGAACAGAGGGUGGGGGAAUGACUGUGUGUGAGGGGAAAAACAAACAGGUGAAUGGAUGAGAAUACUUCAUAGACGUAUCAAGCUUUCGUGCUUUAAAGUUCAAUAUGAAUAUUUGUCCUUUUCAGUUUCAACAGAGACGCGUGCUCCGUCGAACCCGUGUGUGUGUGUGUGGGUGUAGCUCACGCUGGAUCACCCUUGUUCCCCGUCACGGUAGAUGCAUUAUGUCAAAUGUUGGAUCAGUGUCGUCACAGCUCUAUGUUUAGUGACACUCGGCAUUCCUCACAUUCUGUAUAUGUACCGAGCGUGAGUCAUGAGCGCUAUCUGCAGGGUGUGGCAUGUGGAGUGCUUUUAAGGAGGCCACCUCAACAGGUGAGCAUACAGGUGGUUAUUUUCCUCUUAGACACACUGGUAUAGAGUGUCUAUAAAAAGUCUCUGCUUAAUGAGCGGAGGAAAUGACGCUUGUUUUUGUACUUUUGUUUUUUUUUGUACUAAGGUAGUGUUUAUCAGCUGUUAGUUACAGCUUUACUAGCAGUCUAACAUGAAUGUGGAGGGACUGGCUGUUCUGAGGAAAGUGGUUGCUGAAAGAAGUUUAGCCAUGAACUUGUUUUAAGUGUCACUGUUUCUCCUGAUUUGUUUCACCUCCUUUUAAACUCAUGAAGAGACCAGCGACGUAACACGAAAAUGAUAUAGAAUGAUACAACAUCUGUUUAUUUCUUUGCUGUAGUUUUGUGUUGUUUUGUGUCUUGGCACAUUCGUGAACAGCUUACACUGCUCAAAAAUCUCCAAAUUUAAUUGUCCUAUUUUGAGAUGACUGAAAACACUGCAACACAAACUCCUCAGGGAAACAGCCAGGAUACUCUAGAUACUCUACUACACUGUCAUCUGUUACACCCACAUCAGCGAAAUUCAUUAGCAAUGCUAACACCAGUGUGCAGGAGAAGUUGGAGGAAGUUAGAAAAAAAAAAACAGUCUGCAGGAUGACUUGACUGCGCUGCUUCUUGUCCUCGUCCUCACAGUGAAAACACUCAUGUUUGCUUUGAGUUAUCAAGCAGAGUAUACACUUUCACCGUGCCAUUGUGGCGUAAUUAUUGGCUGCAGCCGCUUUUUAACACAAGUUAUUUGAUUUGAUUUGUAUGCAUUUGAGACGCAUGCAUGUCGUCGGCUUGUGUGAGAUCUGUUUGAGAGAGCCGUCUGAAAACUCUUGCUGGGCAUACUCGCUUCCUGUGGCGGUGCAUUUUUAAAGUAUUCCCACAGAAAACUGAGAGAAGAGGUCGAGAUAAUGUGCCUGAUGUUACCCUAAACAUAUAAGGGACUGAAAGAAAUCUUUAGAUGGAGCUCAGGCAGACAGAGAGCAUAGGGGAAGCUGGAGAGCAAGGAAGAGAGAGCUAUACUCCAUUGUGACUGAACUGCAAAAUGGGAUUUGCAUAAAUAAGGCUGAAACAUCAGCAGGCCUUUUUUACAGCCAACUGCAGGGCUGAGACGAGGGGAGAGAGUUGUGUGUGUGUGUCUGUGUGUGUUGCACUCCAGUAUGUUUUUCCCCCUUUUUUAGAUAAUCGUCGGAGCAUUGUUGCGUUAAAAUUUAAGCGAGCGGCCUUGGUUGGUAGGAAGGUCAUGGGUCCUCUUCUCUGAUUUAUCCUUAAGGUUUGGACCCCCCCCCCACUCCCCCUCCAUAGAAUAAUACAUACUCCACUGGCAUUAAGCUCCCAUCUCCCCUACAGAGGAAUUUGGGUGACGUAGCAGGGAAGGGUCUACUCUCUACUCUGCGCUCAGCCAGCAUACGACGGCUGUUACAUAAGCAUGAAAUGAAACGCUCCCUUUUAGUGCCACCCGCAUUUGAAACCCCAAAUCUAAUUGAAUUGAACUAUUUUCUGCCCUCUUUUCAUGUGGAACCUCGUAUUUAUAUCAGAGGCAAAAAGCUCAUUUUUAGAGCCUCAUUAUACUGUUUUCCCAUUAACUUGCAUGCACUGCAGCUCCUCAUGUGCGCUGUGAUAGACAGUUCAGCAUCUUUAGCGCAGAUAGAAGAGGAAAAAUCUCUGUGAUUACCUCCACACUGCUUUGUUGUGUGUGUGUUUGUGUGUGUGUGCACGUGCACAGUUGGCUCUAGUGUGCACUCCUGAAGUGGGUUCGUGUGUGGGAGUAUUCUUCAUGACAGCAAGCUCACCAAUUAGUGUCUCGUUAAUGUGUGAUUGGAGAGAAUGGGUGAUUGACAGGUCCUGCUGUUUGUGUCUCUAUGUGUACGUUUACUCACUUUACAUGCAUUUAGGUAUAAUCAGAGAUUAGGUUUGAUAACACCUCCCUGAGGUAAAUAUGACAGACGGGCUGAUUGAGAUGGGAGCCAGGCUCUUUUGAUUGAGUAAAAUAAGAUCAUCCUCGAUGAGCUGCAUACCUUUGUGGACCGUAAAAGCUGAUUGGCCUUCAUGUCUCCUUGAUUCCUGUUUCCUUCUUUUGAGACUAUAGCGUUCAGAUUUUGCAACAGUUUGAAUCCAGAAAUAAGCAACACUUCACGCAAGGUGUGGACAGGUUAUGAAAUUUAGUGUGUUUCUAGAUCCGAUGGUGUCUGAGUGAUCUCCGCCUUGUCAACAUUUUGGGCUCAGUCCAAGUUGUAUGAAGUGUCAGGUCUCUGACCCAACUUCACGAACCACACUGAGCGAUAUUUCAGCAACAAAACAAGAAAACUCCAAGCUCUCCCCUGACAGUUUGUGCAGCUUUUGUUGGUUUAAGAAGAAAGUUCCUCCCUUCUUAAAAUAUAUUUGAUGUUUCCUCUUUUUAAAAUUAUAUUCUGCGGCAUUUUCACUUUUUAGAUAGGGGAACUGAAGAGAGGUCGGAAAUGUGGGUAGCAGAGAGUCGGGGUGAACAUGUAGGAAAGAGACACGGCUGGGAGUUGAACCAGCAACGGCGUCUGUGUGUGGGAUGCCUUGCUAUUUCCCAAAAAGAGUGUUUGCGUAGAGUCUGAAGAUGACAUUUGUUGUUAAAAUUGAUUGAUUUAAAGUGACCUUGGCUGAAGAACCUCAGAUUUAAGUAUAAUGUAGGAACAGGACUUUAGUAUGUGUUUUAAUGCUCACUUCUCUAAUGUGUAUUUAAAGGAUUUUGGAUGUUUGUCCACUUCACCUACUUUUCCUCCAUAUUUUUGUCAUUAUUAAGUGUUUUGGUUUGAAGCAUCUGUCUGCUUGUCUCUUCCACUGUGACUUACAAAAGCCGGUGCUUCUCUUUGAUAAACAAAUCAGAGUCAACAGCAAAAACAAACUGCAUCCCCGUGUUCCCCACUUUUUAAAAAAUCUUGUCCUCCAUCAUUUCACUCCUCAAUAAAAACUUAAAAAAAAAACCCCAGACACUCUGUGUAGAGGGGUUGUGGAAGAGUCGUUGCUUUAAUUGUUUAAUUAUUUUGACAGAAAAUCCAAACAUGUAAGUUGUGCAUUUUUCUGUUGUAAAUAAAUAUGGAGUCAAAUCACAAAUUCAUCGUCAAUAACCAGCCCACUACUUUCCCAGAGAGUGUCCGCUCCUGUGUUUAUUUUUACAUUUUACUAGCAGUCUAAUCCGAGUAGCUGAGAUACACAGACUCCUGCGUGCUCCUCGGUCCCUGUUUAGAAGCCAGCCUCUGCUCGUGUGCAGUAGUGAUCUGUGGCCCCGGUGGUUGUAAAUCUCCUCUCUCGUAGACCAGCGAGAGACGAGUGCUGCUGCUGCUGAAGCAGGAGUCAGUAUAUGUGUCUGGUUCCCAGUAAAGCCCCCCUCCCUCCUCCCCUCAACCCCCCAAACACUCCACCUCCUUCUCCCCAGGGAGACUCUGGAGCCAGUUACAAUGUUGAGUGUUUUGGAAGAGCUCCUAAAUAUUUUCAGGAUGACAAUGUAAUCUGACUGACUGGGCUGCUGUCUCGCGAACAGGAUUCUCAUGCGAUUCCUGUGCUCUCUGAGCAGCACACACACACACACACACACACACACACACACAAACAAACAGAAACACACAGUGAUGGUUUGGACUACAAUCACACCUCUCCAACCUCACCAGAACAUUUAUGAUCGCCAAAGUUUCAGUGUCCUGCUUCUUCUUAGAUAUUUAAUCACGACGUCCAAACCAAAGAAAUCCACAGAAUUAAAGCCUGACCUGAUUUGAGGCUCAUACUCAUUCAGAUGUUACCAUAAGUUUAAGAAAUCAUAAACAAAGAUCAAAUAUGACACUUUUAAUUUAAAGCACAGAGCCAGUUUGACACCAAGUCCUGAAAUUUUGGUUGCAAGAGUAGUUUAAAGCAUAAAAAUGAAUGAAAAUGACUCAAAACAGCUCCCUUUUACUGUAAUAGUUAGAAAAACAUCAAGAAAUCAAUAUAAUUUACUUUAUUUUUACAUUUAUAAUCACAGCACGUCACCCCACAGAUGCCUCAGUGAUGCGUAGCUCUUACAUACUGCUGUUUUAAUGCAGGAAAUUUAGGCCCCUGUCUUAUCUGCCAGGUGUAACACAGGUGCAAUGGUGGGGUGAAGUCUUUCUGCCUUUUGACUUUUCUUUGGAGGUGAAAUGAGGGGAAGGUGGUGCCGCUGUGUAGCAUUAGGAGAUAGCAUGGCAGAACAACGCUGUGUGUUUGUGCAUCGUGCUUACACAGUGUGUUUACGGGGCCACGCCUCUCGUGCUCCAGCAACACAGUAAAGCUACGUGAAGUAACACACAAAGACACAGAUGUGAAAAACGUUUCAGGCUGCAGUGUGUCAAUAUAAAGCUGUCCGGAUUCAGCAGAACUUUUGUAGAAAGAGUUUGUCUCACCUGCAAUAAAAUCACCUAAACAUUCAUGUAGUAAAUCAGACGUUGUCAUCCUGCAACAUGUGCACAAUCCUCCUCCAGCUCUUUCACACUUGGGGCCCGAUUCUAACGCUAGCCAAGUGAAUCAACCUGUGGCUACAGAGGGACUUGUUGUGUCCUCCAGUCGUCAGCCCAGGGGUCGUGUCAAAGUUCUACAGAAGGGUUGUAUAGAGGCACAGGGGUUGUGAGGAGUUUGCAUGUUCCUCUGGGUACUUCAGCUGUCACCCACAUUACAAAGACAUGCUCUUCAGGUUAUUGGUCACACUAAAUGUGACUGCGUCUGGUUGUCAGUCUACUCUCAAUACAGCGGUGUAGAGAAUUGAUAGAUGGAGAUUCAGUAUAAUGCUCUGGGUCAAGCCAGUAAAUGUUUACGAGGACUUGUCAGACUGGACAAACAAAGUUGAAAAGUGUAAACUGAGAUUAAGCUGAGGGAGAGUUUUUUAAAAAUCUGUCUGGAUGCAUUUUGGCUCUCUGCCUUUGCUGAUAUUUGACUUCAACUUAACUCCUAUUUUUAUCAUCAUUCUUCUUAAUAUCUUGCAUACAGCUGAACAAUAAACAUAACUCGCAAAGAACAGGAACAGAGACAAAUAAAACAGCGUAAAAUGAAAGAUACAGUGUGUUGGACUUUUUCUAGGAGUAAUAUACAGGAGUUCUUUGACCAUUUGUAUUGUAUUUAUUGUAUUCAGUACCAUUUGUUAUGUUAUACGGCCAUUCUGAAUCCAAUCCUGCUGACAUGGAUUAAUGCAGAUCUAAAAAAACACCAACCGUUCAAAAUGAGCAGCAUUCAAGCCCACAUUUGUAGGUUUAAUUGAAUUAAAAAUGGGUGUAUUGUGACUUUAAAUAUGUUCUGACUGCUGCCUUUUUUUCCAGUUUUGUUAACACUCUUUUUUUUUCACUCUGCUCUCUCUCAACAGUGUGCCCAAGGGCCGUUGAAAGCCCCCUUGGGGGAGUUUCAUAAAUACACUCCGAACAAGAAAAGGCUCCUGGACUAUUGUUAUUGUUUUUACACACUUUCUCCCACCCCACACACACAUACAUACACAUUUGCACACACAGGCGCACACACCCACACCCAUACACAAGGACAUAAAGAGGAUGUUGGAGGUCCAAGAGGAGAGGCCAGCGGCGGCAGGUACAGCAGCGACACAUUUCAACAAGAAGGAGCGAGGGAAGAAAGAGCGAGAGGAGGCCAAGGACGGUCGAGGAAACCUCUCCAACAUCGGGAAUCCUGUUCCUGGAUCCAGGAACGUGCGCACGAAAGCACCUCUUUCACACACAGGCAGUCCUCACCAGCUCAUCACUCCACCCUGUUCUGUAGUUCUGGGAGCCCCAUCAAUGCACUCCAAUAGGCUAAAGAACUCCCCGUCCACCAACACACAGAGGUGAGUGGACUUACACACCGACAACCUGUGGGUAGUGCAGUUACGCAAGGCUAUAGUGUGUGUUUGUGUGAAGAUGUGAGGUCCUGAUGAUUGUUUCAACAGCCUUAUGAGCUCCACACUGAUCUGUAUGUUGAUUAAAUUUAUGCAUCUAAUUCAAACGUUCUAUAAUCGGCAGCAAACUGCAGAGAGCACAGAAGUAAAAACUUCACCCCCUCCAUGUUAAGCAGAUUGUUUUUAUGGCCGCACAACAUUGUGGUUGUCAGUAAGUGGCUCUAAAUCAAGUUUUCAUCACUGGGAUUGUUCUUAUGUUCUACUAACAGCUGAUGAUUGAAACACUAAGUAGCUUCUGUCCCUCCACAUCAAUUAACAUAAAUAGAAACGAGCUUUUGUCCGGCACAUGAAUGUGUUUGGAGGAAUUAAAGAAUCAUCACACAAUAUCAGGAAUGAAUAAACAUUAGCUGUCAGUGUUUAUUAACAGUUGUGAAGAGGGAGCAGACACAGACCAUUUAAAAACUGUUAAAAACAGGAUGAAGUGGGAAAGAAGCUGUCACAAAUCCACAAUGUAUGGACAGAUUUUCAGUAAAUAUGACAGGACUCUUAUUUGUUUUCCGGCAGCACUGCAGUUUGAGCUUAAGGCAUCUUCUGUCUCGAAUGGAGAUGGUUGUCGCAUGAUCGUUGUACCCCCUAAACUUGUGUUUGCCAUGUUGUGAACUCUCGCGUUUUAUCACUCUAUUUGCAGUCAUUUAUAUUUAGCUGUUACCUCUAUCAUAAGUUACUGGAUGACUCCGUUGAUCGUCUCGUCUCACUGGUAUUUUGCCCUUUGGCUCUCUGAUUGCGUCAGACUCAAGAGUUGUUGUUGAGGGAAGCAUGUGUCCUGGUUUACAGAUUAUGACUCUGGUGGUAGUUUUGCAUCAGUCUUUGAUUCUUUGGAUGGAGUGGUUCCUCGUUGGUGUUUGCAGACCCGGACUUUCUGUCAACCUACCUGGUAGAACUGUGUUAUUCAGAUAGAUGCUUCAUGAGAUUAGGAUUACUAAACUUGCCUUUGACAAAGUUUGCCCUUGGUUGUUCUUGAGUUACAAGUAACAAGGCUUUUAUACAUUUUUUAUGAGUUUGAAAUGUAACGACAUACACCGCUAGUUUCUUGAUGUUGUACUUGAGUUAUAUUAACAUGCAGCUUGGUUACAUUUUAGUCACAACACUGUUUUAAAGGUGCAUAAUAAGUUCCAUUUCAAUUAGUAGAAAAGAUGGUCAGGGGUUGACUGAUCAGGGUUUUUCAACGACCAAUACUGAUUCUGAGAGCAGGUUGACCACAGGCUGAUACACUGUGCUGAUAUCACACUGUAUGUAUGUAUUUUUAUUUUUUUUUUGCUUGUUUUUUCCUUGCAUUUGACAAAAAAAUAAUAAUUUAACAAUACUAACAAGUGAAAAACAAAAGUACACUUCACUUGGGGGAACAUUUAAUCAAAGAAAUGAGGAUGGAAUAAUGUUUGGCUCAGUAAAAUAGUCCCAUGAGGAUCUUUUGGAUUUCUGUCCAGCAAUCUUAAAUUGUUAUUCUACGCAGCAUAACCGGAUUUAAAUUAAAACCUGAACAAGUGACAGUUUUGUAUUUGAUAUGCUGCAAAUGGGUGAUGAUAAGAAUGAUUUUUUUUCAAUUUAAAAAAAGAUAAUGGUGAUAUUGGACUUGUGAGGGCUGAUGCUGAUAUGAUGCAGAGGAAUUUUCAGGGUCCUGCAUGUGUUUGAAUUGGCUGAGAGGUUCACUACAUUUUUAAGAUACUCAAUCAGGACACACAAAUGUUUUUAAUUGUCUGUGUUAACUAUUUAGAUGUUGUGCAGGUAUUGGAAGUCAUAAAUAAUGCAUAAAUAUGUGUAAUCAGCUUAAGUCUUGGCUGUAUGAUAAAUCUGUUCAUGUCACCUUGGCCUUAUUUUGGAGCCCUGCUAUUCAAAAGCACCAGAGGCGCACAAAGCAGAUCUGGGAUCAGUUCUCUUUUCCUGUCUUUUUACCUGAGUGGUCUCAAUGUGUGAUCCAUAGCUGUUCCAGGGUCAGAGAGUACACUGAGUUUGGAAGUUUUUUCCCCUGCUGACUCAUGGUUCUGGAGCCUCUGGAAACGGCUGCCUGGACUGCCAAAAUUUUGGCUUUGCCCUUUUUUUUCUGUGAGCUGUGGGUCCUGUCUGUGUGAGUGUGCACAUGAAGUGUGCUCAGCUGUGGCUGCGCAUUUUGGACAUGUUGGCAUUUGUUUAAUGCUACUUGUACGAGUGUGUGUGUGUGUGUGUGUGUGUAUGAGAGACAGACAGAGAGAGAGAGAAAGAGAGAGAAAGAGAUUAGGGUGUGGUAAGGGUGCUCUCUGCCAGUUGGAAGUGUCCUGCUUGCCUGAACUGAACUCAUAACUUGUAAGCAGCAGUCAUUUGAAGAUGGCCUGUGUUUCAAUAUUCUGUUCCUUUUAGGUUUUUCUGUCUAACCGAAAGGAAUUUCCCAAUAGCCGUAACCUAAUCUUGUGUUCAUAGACCUCCAUGCCAACUGCUGGAUGCCAUAAUCAAAUUGUGUUUAGGAGUGAAAGAAAAAGAGAGGGGGAAGAACAAUCACAUUUCCUCAUCCGUUCCUCCACUCCUCCAAACAGUUUAACCAGUCAUACAUAAUUGGUAGAUUUAAUGGAGAUAUCAGACCUAAAGCUGGCUAAGUCUGUACCCCCUCCCCUCUUUUGGUUUUUACCCUGUUUUAGAGCAUGACUGCUGGGUAACCCAACUUCAAGCCCCAGGCUUUUUGUGCGAUAUGCCCCAUUUCCUUCCUGUUAUGUGUUUCAUAAGUCACACAAGAACUCAAAUGUAUUUUAGAAGACAAAAGAUCACAUUUUGGGAGUUUAUGUGUACAUUGUGUCAUUUAAGGUUCCUAUAAAUAGACCAUUGUGAUUAAAGUUAUGUAUAUAUAUUAGUUGUUUUGCAGGGUUUGAGAAAUCAGUCAUGUCUUUUGUUCUGAUCUUUACCAAAGGCGCAAACGUGUUAAUUGUGUCCACUAUUCUUUCUCUAUCAGCCCUAAACCGAAGACGGAGGCCAUGGUACGCUCACCUCCCGUCAUGUCCCCCUCCACUGCCACCCAGAUGGACUCUAAAAUGCCCAAUCAAAGUAAACCAGGGAGCACUGGCAGCCAAUCACAGCCCUCACCCUGCGAUGCCAAGACCCUGGGUACCAAAGGGGCUCAAAAUGUGGCAGGGGGCAUGGGGCUAAAGAACGGGCAGGGUCUAAGCUCCGGUCCGAGCUCGAAAGUUAAAGUCAAAAGGGAGAGAAGCACCUCAGUGGAGUCGUUUGAACAACCAGAGGGAGGCACACCCACCAGUGAGGAAAAAGGUAAGAACUUCCUGGGACAUCUUCUUUAUACCAACUCAUCUGUUGUCCAGCUGGAGGCUGAAAGCAUCUUUGUAAAGUGUUACGCUCAGUCUUAGAUUUAUUGAUACAGGUCUGUGUUGUUUCCGAUGUAAACCAGCACUAAAAAUCAGUUCAACUUCGGUAUUAAAUAUCCAUUUCUGUGACGGUUUUCAGAUACUGCUUUGGCAAAGCUGUGGGGUUAUACUUCUCCCCUGAAGGUCUGCCCUUUUGGCAUGAAAUGCAUUGGAGCGCUGAUUAUAGAAAAGACAGUGUCAUGUCUGAAAUGGUUGUGCUUCAUAUUCAUAUGAACAAUUUUUAGUCCAGCAAGUAACAAUAAAUAUUUAGACUAAACUGAUGGCAAAUUGUGCACAAAUUCUACCUCAUUACGUCCCAUUGGUCAUUUAAUUUUGUAGUUAUCCUCUGCAUAACUUUAUUAUUCCAUGGCUGAGUUAAAUACUUGAUACUGAUUGACCACAACAUAGUUACAUCCCAUAGCAACGGUCUGUUAUUGCUUGACAACAGACUGUUGCUAUGAAGAAUAGAUUCAUGGCUCUCUGUUGUAGACUGUUACAUCUGAUGCAGUUUUUCUUUUUUUUAACUGGUUGCAAAGUGGAAAAUAAAAAAGAAAAACAGCAUAGAAAAAUUAGGAGCGGUCAUCAACAAGAACCUAAAAGACCUUGACAGAAAAGUCUACAAAACUGAAGAUGGCACAUGAGGCAGACACUCAGUAAAAUGGUAUACAGCGGUGUUUGAGGACUGAUUGAUUGAAGAGUAAUGUGACAGACUCUGACAGAGACGAGACACAAAAACAUAACCAGGUGUGGCACUGAAUCUUGCGUUCCUGUCUUCCUUGUUUUACUUCACCAUCAGUUGAAAUGUUAAGUAAUUACAGCGAGGUGUUCUCAUUUCAAGGAGGCGACACAGUUAAGUGCUACUGUAAACGCAGAUGAAAUAUCCCCGUUCUCAUAUCAAUAAAAUCUUUUCAGAACAUUUAUUGAAUAGUCAUUGAUUUAUUAAGUAAGUGGGACAAUGUAAAAUGAAUGGGAUGUAUUUGCUGGGGUACAUCUUAAAGGUGAGAUGGGAACCUUUUGCCCGGCUCGUGGGUCCUUGUCAUCCUGGGGUUCAUAUCCACGAUAACAACCUACUCACUUUACAUUAUCCCUUACUCAGCAGUGUGCUGUGUGGAUCCUUUUAUAGCCCCUGGAGUAUCCUACAUAAUCCGUUCAAAAAGUCAAAUAUGAAGUUUAUGGAGUUCUUGGUAGAAAUGAACAAUUGUAAAAUGCUUGACUAAGGUACCUUAAGAGACAGGUAAAAUAAAUCCCCCCAAAAAGAAUGAUUUUUUUUUCUCAAAGUGUGUCUGAAAAAUAUUCUUUUCAGUCCCUCUCUUGUCACUCACUGUGAGUGUUUGUGUGUGCAGACAGCAGCAGGGUGAAGAGGAUGUGCGUGGCAGAGAGGAGGCAGCCGUACAGUGGAGCUGACUGGUGCUCUGGGGGUGAAAGUGACGAAGAUGACAAAGGAUUCUUCAGUAAGUGUGUUAACGCGGGCAUCCAAGCAUGUGUAGCAGCCCCUCCGUCGAUCAUCUUGGUUUAUGACAGCUCUGCAGUUGAACUACAAUACCCAUAAGCUUGCACUACUCCUAAAACAGCGCAUUCCCCUCUUGUUUUCCAAUAGACUGUAACUCCAGUGAUGUGAAGCCCCAGGAUUCUGUCACACAUUCUACCUCCAACGCUGGACUCAGCCGCUCCUCCACGCCCUCUCACAAUACGCUGGGAGGCCAGGGCUCCACCACAGAACCAGCUAGUGGCCAGAAACCAGGCUCAAAACUUGUUUAUGUCUUCACAACUGAGAUGGCCAACAAGUAAGGAAGCUAACAUUUAAGAGUUUAUAAAUGGUACCCCUUUGACAACAUUUUGCAUCUAGUAACAUUUUUAGUUUUGAUUACUUGGCUGAUCUUUGCAGUUUUAAAUUUCAGUGUCUUUAGACAAGCUAAUCAGUUUAAUUACUACAUAUUUAAAUCUCCUCACUCAGACUCAGUUUUACAAAGGUAACAUACAUUCUUUCUGUGGGAGCACUUUAAUAUUCAGUAGAUUUACUUACAAUGUCCAUUUCUCUUUCCCUGCGCCCCUGUCAUAAGUGAUGGUUGUUGUCUUUAAUGUUUGUUGAAGUUGUUAAUGUGUAUGGUUCUGAGACACUUGCAUCCCACCCUUUCUCUUCCUUCCCCAAACUAUUCCAGUUAUGGUCUGAAUCCAUUGUGUGUAGCUGCACAGGCGUGUGUGUUUCACAGUGGGAGCACAAACUUGGCUUAGAUUUACACUCUGUUGGGAAUUAGAGAUCAAAGAUGUGGAAGGUGUGUGUGCGCGUGUGUGGGUGCAAUAGUUUACUUAGACUAUUGACCUUGGAUUUACCUUCAUGGUCCCAUCUAGUACCCAUUCAUCCAGCUCAUGGUUUCACACACAAACACAAACACACACACACACAUUUAUUGUGUCUGAUGACUGAUAUCUGACUGUCUGCCUUCUUGUCCUCAGGGCAGCUGAUGCGGUUCUAACUGGCCACACAGAAAACAUCAUUGCCUUCCACAUGAAAAACAUCUCCAACAGCAAGGACAAAGCUCACCUCCUCCUGGUAAAUACAAAUAAAGGCCCCCUUUUCCUGUCAUCUCUCACGAAGAAGUCAUUGCUAAAUCCUGUUUCUCUGUGUUUCAGAACAAUACAGCAAGCGCCCUUCGAAAUGACUCCAAGCCUCCCCAGCAGCCUUCAUCCCAUGCCCAGGAUCAGAGUCACCAGCCUGGAUCCAAGCCGUCCUUGCCUGGCAUGGCAGAGCCAGCACCAAACCAGUCUUCAAACCAAGGGGGGCAGGCUGGUGUUCUUCCCCAGGAGGGGUCAUCCUCUGCAGGCAUGGAAUCCAAAAAUCUUCCUGGCAGUAGCCCCAGUAACACGAAUGCCCCAGUUGACCAGGCCCCUGUUACCCAGCCUGAGGCGGGCCUCAACCCUCCAACAGCAGGUGAAGGAGGGCAGGCUGGAGGCUCUGGUGGAGCAGGUCUGACACCACAGCAGCAGCAACAACAGCAGCAACUGGCCCAGGAACUGUUGAACAUGGAGGCCAACACAGAGGGUUUAUCCCAGGAACAGUUAGAGCAUCGCCAGCGCUCCCUGCAGACCCUGCGAGAUAUCCAGCGCAUGCUUUUCCCUGAUGACCGUGAUGCGCCACCAACAGGGCCCCCGCAGUCUCACGGUGGACCCCAUGAUGGAGGUCCUGAUGGUGCACCACGAAGGUCUGAGCAGGGACCUCUCCAAGCUAUGAUGGCACAGUCUCAGAGUCUCGGACCACCUGGUGGGCCAGUAGGACCUCGUCCACAAGGUCCACCCUUUGGCCCACCUCAUGGCCCGAGGGACAUGCCCCCAUUUCCACAAGAUGAAAUGGGUGCACACAUGGGGGGCCCUGGGGGCUGUGGAGAUGGAGAUCAGAUGACUCCAGAACAGGUGGCGUGGUUGAAGCUACAACAGGAGUUUUAUGAAGAGAAGAGGAAGAAGCAGGAGUUGCAACACCGACCUCUUCCUCCAGACAUGAUGAUGCACCCCCAUGGGCCACGUGGCAUGAUGCGAGGGCCCCCGCCUCCCUACCAGAUGGGCCCAGGGGAGAUAUGGGGAGGGCCAGGUGGUCCACCAGAGCCCUACCAGGAGCGCAUGGGCAUGGGUCCUGGCCCCAGAGGAAUGCCCCCACAUAUGCAGAGGAUGCCUGGUUUCUCUGGUAUGAUGAAUCCCGAGAUGGAGGGACCUCCAAGGCCUGGUAUGGGCUGGCCAGAUGAUAUGCCACCCAGAAUGGGAGAUGCACGAGGCUUUCCAGGAGGGCCUGGGGGGAUGUUUGCUGGUCCAGGGGGUCGUGGCGAGCGUUUCCCAAACCCUCAGUCAGUCCAAGAGGCAAUGUUUCACCAAGGUAUGGGUGGAGACAAGGGCCUCCCUCCUGGAAUGAUGAUGGACAUGCAAAGGAUGAUGGGUCACCAAAGAGGAGGAAUGGAACCUGGUAAUGGCAUGGGUAUUUUUCCCAGAAUGCCUGGAGAUGGGCCUAUGAGUCCCUCUUCUAGGCUCCAGGGAAUGGGGGGCAGGGAAAUGGGCCCUGAGUUUGGCAUGGGGCCUGGACCUGGACCAGGGCCUCAUAUGCACCCUUCCAAACUACGAGAUGCCCCCAUGAAUAUGAGUCCUGAUGAGAUGAUGAGAAUGAGAGGCGGUGGAGGACCUCCAAUGGAGAGCAUGGGUCCUCAGGGCAGACCCAUGCAGGGCCCUCCCUUCCCUGAGCAGGGACAACCUGGAGACUUUCCCAUGGGGCCUGGGAGGCCCUUCCCAGGGGGUCCUGGUGGAAUGAGGGGUCCACAUGCAGACCCAGCCUUUGGUCCAGAGCACAGAUCUACACCAACAGGAGGUAAUGGCCGUAUGAACCACCUCCCUCCUGCAGGCGGCCCUUCACAAGGUCAGAGGGGACGCAAACCAGCAGAUCUGAAUGUCCAGGCAGGAGGGGGGAACUCUCCCAGCGUCAAUCCACUAAAGUCACCUCCUCUGAGGCAAGUGCAGUCUCCCAUGAUGGGCUCUCCUUCUGGAAACCUUAAAUCCCCACAGACACCGUCCCAGCUGGCUGGCAUGCUCACUGGUCCCACAGGUCCAAGCGCCCCUCCAGCUCCUCCAUCUUCAGCACCAAUGAAGUCCCCCCACUCCAUGAUGGGCUCAGCUGGUGCCUCUCCGGUUCAUAUGAGGUCUCCUUCUCUUCCUAAUCCUUCUCCAGGAUGGGCUUCCUCUCCAAAACCACCAAUGCAGAGUCCUGGAGUUCCACCUCAGGGUGGCAAGCCUCCCCUCAGUAUAACCUCACCCAACAUGAUGGGGGGCAUGGAGCAAGGUACAUUUCUGUCUGUGUAAAUCUGUCUUUGUCUGCCUCUGUCCUUGAUUCUCUGCUUAAUACUUCACUCCUUAUCAUUUAAACUUCAUCUUUACUACGCUCUUAAAUGAAAUCUUUCUUUCCUCCCUGAGUGGUUUUUCUUUGAAUAUUUUUGGGCUUUGUUUUAGUCACUGAUCCCGUUGAUGUCUGACUGUGUCCCUUGUAUACUCUAAAAUCAGUUCGAUAUCAAAACAAAUAAUUUUAAGUCAAUAAAAGAGCAGAAAAUGUUAUCUUUAAAAAACAACUCAUCUGUUUGAGGGGUGGGGUUGGGUUGGUAAUGGUCCAGUGGCUCCCUCUUGUGGCAGCUGGAUUUGGAUCUCUUAAAUCUGUGACUGCCACACUGUUGCUGGUAUCAUCACAAAAAAGUCUGCACUAUAUUAAAAGUCUUUUCUUCUACGUGUCAACAUCUCAGUUUUAUGUCAUCUCUCUCUCAUCGUGUCAUCUUCCAGGUGGUAAUGGUCCUCCCUCAGCCCCUCCUUCAUCAGGAGCUCCAUCUGGCUCCAUGUCCCACCCAGGCAACGUCCCGUCUGGCAGUCCAUACACCAUCCCCCCUGAGCCAACUCUCUCCCAGAAUCCUCUCUCCAUCAUGAUGUCACGCAUGUCCAAGUUUGCAAUGCCCAGCUCCACCCCACUCUACCAUGAUGCCAUUAAGACUGUCGCCAGCUCUGAUGAUGACUCGCCCCCGGCCCGCUCUCCAAACCUGCCAUCAGCGAACAACAAUGGUGAGACACUUUCAGAGACUUUGUGUGUAGUAGUGUGAUUUGUAUUCUAGGAUCCUCCUUUGAUCCUGUUUUUUUUUUUUUCAACUUGAUGCCUGUGAUAUGCUGCGCCCAUUACUUAACCGAUGUCAUCAUCACCUCUUCUGUUUGUUCCACAGGUAUGGCAAUGAACCACCAAGGAAAUCCUCGUAUGAUGGGACCGGGAAACCCAGGACCCAUGUCUGCCCUCAGCCCUCUAGGGAUGAAUCCGAUGGGGUCCCAGCCCCUCUCCCAUGGCAUGCCUCCACAGAUGCCCUCUCCCAAUGCUCCAAACAUGGGUCCAGGCAUGAUGCCCCAUGGCAUGAUGAUACCACCAAAUCCCCAAGACCCCGGUAUGGGAAACCCUCAAAUGAUGCCCCAGGGACGCAUGGGUUACCCUCAUCGAGGCCAAGCAUACCCCCUCACCCAGUCCCCCUCCCAGCAAGGACCUUUCUCCCCGCACAACGGUCCUGGUCCCCAAGGCUUCCCCGGACAUCCGAUGGGCUUCCAGGGAGAGGGAGGGCCUAUGGGGGGACGGAUGGGGAACAUGCCCCAUGGAGGUGGGGGUGAUGGGGGUAUGUGCAAGCCUAAUACUCCAGGAGGGCCAGAGUUUAACAACAUGCAAGGUGGAUUCAGUGAAGCAGACCUUCAUGAGGUGAUGCGGCCGGGAGCAUCCGGCAUUCCUGAGUUUGACCUGUCCAGGAUAAUCCCGUCAGAGAAGCCCAGCCAGACUCUGUCAUAUUUCCCCCGAGGUGGAGGAGAUAACCCCGGGGGGAAACCGCCACACCCUUCUGGCUUCCCCAUGCAGGGCAUGAUGGGCGACGGUCCGCCUAGAAUGGGGAUGUCCAUGCAGGGGAUGGGGGGAAUGCCUGGGGGACCUGGUGGGGGAAUGGGCCCCCAAGACAUGCCAAUGGGCAACCCUGGCCACAACUCCAUGCGGCCACCAGGAUUCAUGGGCCAAGGAAUGAUGGGCCCCCAGCACCGGAUGAUGUCCCCUGGGGGUCCGGGAGGGAUGAUGCAGGGGAGACAAAUGUCCCACCCAGGCCCUGGCGGCUCACCUAACAUGAUGAUGUCACUGCAGGGCAUGGGCGGCCCCCCUCAGCAGACAAUGAUGAUGGGGGGUCAGAUGAGGCCUCGUGACAUGGACAUGGGGUUCAGUCCGGGCCCUGGAAUGUUCUAAUCCAACAGAAACCUUGUAUCUAGAAUGUUCUUGGACAGUAUGGUGGAUGGAGUUAAGGUCACAGUGUGUGGAGACAAAACUCUUGGUGGACUUUAACAAAGGAAGUAUAAUACUAGAAGAGGAUGUACACAGAAAUAAACAAAACGGAGCUUACCAGUCACCUAGUAAUGUCCUGUGGGAACUAUUCCAGUGGAGACUCGGACUGGCCCAGAUCAGAGUACUUUUUGCCACAAGAACAUGAAAUUUUGACUCAUGAACUUCAGAAUGUAUGGGAUUGUUGUGCAUCAUUUUUUUGCAAAAAAAAACAAAAAAAAAAAACUGUUCUUGUGUUUUUUGAUUAUCUGACUGUAAAGAUGACUUCAACAUCAAAGAGGAAUCAACCUAACAAGUCAGCGUGGAGAUGCUACAGUAUAUGUCUACGUUUUUCAAAUUAAAAAAAAACAAAAAUUGUCACAAAAGUGGUGUGGAACAAGAGAAAGGAAUAAGAAUUUGUGCUUUGUGAAGACUUUAGUGGAACUCCAUCUUGUCUCUCGCUCCAUCGUUUUGACUGUUUCUGUACAGUAUAUACGUGUGAGAGUGCGUGUGCGUGCUUGACAGACUGUAUGUUUGUGUGGUACGUAUGUAUGUGUCUGUAUGUAUAGGCAUUCUAUCAGUGACCUCUCAACUCCUCUUACCCAACUUUCAUUGGGGGAGGAAUGCCCCCUAAAAAUACUGUACUGUUUACCAUUGGUGGGCUAUUCGAAUUUUAGUCUAUUUUAAUUUCCUUUGUAACUCCAGUGUAUAACAAACCAAACUAUGACCUCAUUAAGAUAAUAGUAUUAUUAAAAAAGCACAAACAUGGACCGUCUGCCGAAAGCGUCUUCUUUCUCUAUUUUUACCAUUGAGAGCAACACAUCAAGUGUGAGGAUCCUACUUUCAGGACUCGACUUUCGCUAGCGUGAAUAGUACUGCUAAUACCCAGAUGUGCUAUGUGUGUUCUUCUUGUUCCUGUUGUGUUCCUGUUUUGUUUUGACUCUCUUGUUGACUCUGGGUAAUAAUCAUUCCCACAGCAAUAAUCCCCAAAGGUCAGCAGAAUGCGACAGGAGUGGCACAGCAGGUAUGCCAGGUGUUAUAGAACUAGAGAUAGGUAGAUCUGGUAAAAUUUAGCGAGGCAGGUGUGGUGUCCAAAGUGAGACACAGAAAUGUAAACACGUACUGCUUACCAUCCAGUUGACUUCCUCUCUUUUCUCUAUUGUAUAAGCUUGUCAUGUGUUUCUCCAUUGGCUUUGGUGCAAAAAUAGCCUACCAGGGCUGUGGUGAUGGACUACAAAUAAAAGAUAUUGUUUUGGUAUA
This is a messenger RNA of Xyrichtys novacula (pearly razorfish), 29826 nucleotides long. NCBI's taxonomy places the organism in Eukaryota, Metazoa, Chordata, Actinopteri, Labriformes, Labridae. The record is from the annotation of a GenBank genome assembly.